Molecule: messenger RNA, 1067 nt
Organism: Paramecium octaurelia
Lineage: Eukaryota; Ciliophora; Oligohymenophorea; Peniculida; Parameciidae
Source: the annotation of a GenBank genome assembly
AUGUAAAAGAAUCCAAAGCCUGAAUUUCUUCAGAUCCCCUCUUAAACAAAGAGUGUGAAUAAGAUAAACAUGAUAGAAGUGAAAAAUGAAGGAAUGAUAGUAUCAAGAUUAAUAUCCUAAGCAUGAUGUCUGCUAUGAUUUUUUUGGAACAAAGAUUGCAUUAGGAUCAUCAGAUGGACACAUAGAGAUUUAAGAAAUCAAUGUCAAUUCGUUUAAAUCAGAGUAACAGAAAGACAUAUUGUCAUAUAAAAUUCCUGACUUGUAAAUCAUGCAAUAUUGAGAUAGCUAACACAAGGGACCAGUUUGGUAAUUGAGUUGGUCUAAUCCAAAAUAUGGAAAUAUUUUAGCCUCUUGCUCUUUCGAUAAAACCAUUUGUCUCUUCAAGGAAUAAAAGUUUGGCAAAUAUUCUUUAUUGCUGCAAUUGUCAGAACACAAGGAAUCAGUUCAAUCUAUCUAAUGGUCUUAUAGAAAAUUGAUAUUGGCAGCGGGAGUAGCAGAUGGGAGUGUACAUAUUUAUUACAGAAAGAAGAAUGGAUAAAUUAAAAAUUAAUAGGAUUGGGAACACAAAUCUGUAAGUAUCGAUUUAACUUUUAGGAAAGUCAGCAUAAAUCUUGUGUAAAUCAAGUGAGUUGGGUUAGGGAUAAGGAAUUGGAUUUUGCAACUUGCAGUACUGAUAAGACAAUAAGUGUAUGGAAGGUAACAACUCCAAUCGAUGGAGAAUAUAAGUUGUUUUAGAUCUAGCUUAUCGAAUGUGACAGUUGGGUUAGAUCUAUUGAUUGGGCAGCUGAGUAAUUUGACUAAAAUUAAAUAUUGGCUGCAGGAAUGGAGGUAUAAAUGAAAUUUAUAAGUCAUCUUAAGUUGAGAUCUUCUAUUUGAAAUGGGAUCAAAACAAUGACAAAUAAGUAAAAAUCAGCAAAGCAAUUUCAUUGCAAACUAAAGGACCUUGUUGGAAAGUAUAAUGGUCUCCAUUGGGGAACCAAUUGGCGAUUUCAACAUUGGAUGAUAAGAAUGACCCUUUUGUUUAAGUGUAUAGAUAAUCGCAAAAUGGUGAGUUUGCAGAAAUCUGA